Megalobrama amblycephala (Wuchang bream) is the source of this 5340-nucleotide messenger RNA. RefSeq names its product Ras protein-specific guanine nucleotide-releasing factor 2b (gene rasgrf2b). Gene Ontology annotation, cellular component: plasma membrane. The transcript has 28 exons. The record is from RefSeq and is a predicted model, not a curated record. Gene Ontology annotation, molecular function: guanyl-nucleotide exchange factor activity; protein binding. The coding region runs from base 377 to 4198 and encodes 1273 amino acids. Gene Ontology annotation, biological process: positive regulation of GTPase activity; Ras protein signal transduction. Lineage: Eukaryota; Metazoa; Chordata; Actinopteri; Cypriniformes; Xenocyprididae.
AAGUGAAUCUCAGUGAGAGAGGGAGAAAGAGAGUGAGAGAGAGCGAGAGAGGCGCUGUCUCUUUAAGAGGAUGCCAAAGCCGAUUACAUCUGAGCUCAACAGUGAUUCUCUCUCACCGUCUGUCCACUACUAUUGCUUAUUUUGCUGUACUACAUGAGCUGAACGCGUUGACUGACAGUGUUGUUCGUCAGGGUUAAAACUUUUUCAGGUCAGAAUGGAUUGGGCUCCGAACUCGUUUGGAUGAGUCGCUUAUAAGCAGCGCGCUUCAGCUCGUCAACUUUCCAGUGCGCAUUUCUCCAAACAUCCUAGGUGGAAAGUUAAAAUCACAUGGGAUAUGGUGACAAACAAGUGAACACACAUUAAACCAAGACGGAAAAUGCAGAAGAGUGUUCGGUACAAUGAGGGACACGCUCUGUAUCUCUCCGUUGUCGCGCGUAAAGAGGGCACCAAGCGAGGGUAUCUCAGCAAGAAGACCACAGAAAACAGCAAAUGGCAUGAGAAGUUUUUUGCACUUUAUCAGAAUGUUUUAUUUUACUUCGACACCGACCAGAGCGCUCGACCAUCAGGGAUUUAUCUUCUGGAAGGAUGCACAUGUGAACGAGUCCCUGCGCUUAAGGUGUCCACUGUUGGCAAGGACACGCUUGACAAACUGCAUUAUUUCCUUGUCAUCUUCGGGCAUGAUGGACAGAAGCCUCUGGAGCUGCGGACGGAGGAGGAGUCAGACUGUGAUGAAUGGGUGGAGGCCAUACUGCAGGCCAGCUACUCCGACAUCAUCAUUGAGCGUGAGGUUCUUAUGCAGAAAUACAUCCACCUGGUGCAGAUUGUGGAGACAGAGAAGGUGGCAGCCAAUCAGCUCCGCACACAACUGGAAGACCAAGACACAGAGAUUGAGAGGCUUAAAGCUGAGAUUGUAGCCUUGAACAAAACUAAGGAAAGAAUGCGCCCCUACCACAUAUACCAGGAAGAAGAGGAUCCUGAUAUAAAAAAAAUCAAAAAGGUCCAGAGCUUCAUGCGAGGGUGGCUGUGUAGAAGGAAGUGGAAGAUUAUUGUGCAGGACUACAUUUGUUCUCCUCAUGCUGAGAGCAUGAGGAAAAGAAACCAGAUCGUCUUCAACAUGGUGGAGGCUGAGACAGAGUAUGUCCAUCAGCUUUCCAUCUUGGUCAAUUGCUUCCUGAGGCCGCUCAGAAUGGCUGCCAGCUCCAAAAAACCACCGAUAAGCCAUGAUGAUGUCAGUAGCAUCUUCCUUAACAGUGAGACAAUCAUGUUUCUGCAUGAAAUAUUCCAUCAAGGACUGAAGGCAAGGAUAGCAAACUGGCCUACACUGGUUCUAGCGGAUCUCUUUGAUAUCUUGCUGCCAAUGCUUAACAUCUAUCAGGAGUUUGUGAGGAACCACCAGUACAGUCUUCAGGUUCUGGCCAACUGUAAGCAGAACCGGGACUUUGACAAACUCCUGAAGCAGUAUGAAUCGAACGCUGCGUGUGAGGGGAGGAUGCUGGAAACGUUUCUCACAUACCCCAUGUUUCAGAUCCCUCGUUAUAUCAUCACUCUCCAUGAGCUACUGGCUCAUACACCUCAUGAGCAUGUGGAAAGGAAAAGUCUAGAAUUUGCCAAGUCCAAAUUGGAGGAACUCUCCAGGGUGAUGCACGAUGAAGUGAGUGACACAGAAAACAUCCGUAAAAACCUGGCUAUUGAGCGCAUGAUCGUGGAGGGCUGUGACAUCCUCCUUGACACCAGCCAGACGUUUGUGAGACAAGGCUCUUUGAUCCAGUUGCCUUCAGUGGAGAGAGGGAAGCUCAGUAAGGUGCGACUUGGCUCUCUCUCACUCAAAAAAGAAGGCGAGAGACAGUGCUUCCUCUUUACCAAGCACUUCCUUAUCUGCACACGCAGCUCGGGAGGCAAACUUCACCUGCUCAAGCAAGGUGGUGUGUUGUCCCUGAUUGAGUGCACUCUAAUCGAAGAGCCUGACGCCAAUGAUGAGGAUGCUAAAAAUUCAGGGCAGGUGUUUGGUCACCUGGACUUUAAGAUUGUGGUAGAGCCCUCAGAUGCUCCUGCCUUUACUGUGGUGCUGCUGGCUCCCUCCCGUCAGGAGAAAGCGGCCUGGACCAGCGACAUCAGCCAGUGCAUCGAUAACAUCCGCUGUAACGGCCUGAUGACCAGCGUGUUUGAGGAGAACUCAAAAGUCACAGUGCCGCACAUGAUUAAAUCCGAUGCACGUCUCCAUAAAGAUGAUGUUGACAUUUGCUUCAGUAAGACGCUCAACUCCUGCAAGGUUCCUCAGAUCCGCUACGCCAGCGUGGAGAGGCUGCUGGAGAGGCUGACCGACCUGCGCUUCCUCUCCAUAGACUUCCUCAACACUUUCCUGCACACCUACCGGAUCUUCACCACUGCCACCGUGGUCAUGGAGAAACUGGCUGACAUCUACAAGAAGCCUUUUACAUCCAUACCAGUCAGGGUCCAGUAUCACUCAUUUGACCGCUUGUCCAUUACAUCCAUCUGCCCAGACUACAGCCUGAAGAUCAGGAAGAUAGCACUGGAUCAGUCAAAAUCCCUGGAGCUUUUCUUCGCCACCAACCAGAACAACCGCAGCGGGGACCACGUAAAUGACAAAUCCCCCAGACUGUGUCGCAAGUUCUCAUCUCCUCCACCUCUCUCCAUCCCCUCCCGUACUUCCUCUCCAGUUCGCACUAGGAAACUCUCUCUUAAUUCCCCUAUCAGCUCAAAAGUAGGCAUCCUGGAUCUGUCCACGACCUCAUCAUCUGCAGCCAGCAGCCCAACCUCAGCCAACCCCACCAUUUCACCCCCACCAUCCAACAACAACAACAAGCCCCCUUUGGACCUUAGCCAUGGACAAAGUCCAUCCUCCCCUGAGCAGAGCCCUGGAGCUCUGGAUGAGAAUGCCGAGGUGCCGCGAAUCGACGCCCUCUGUGGUAAACUGCGCCGCAGCAUCAGGAGAGCUGUGCUGGAGUCAGUGUCUUUGGACAAAUUUAUUCCAGAGUCGCCCCAGAGCAGUGAACCAGGAGAAAUCUCUCCUUGCCGCUCACCCUCCACUCCACGCCACCUCCGCUACAGGCAGCCAGGAGUCCAGUCAGCUGAGAACUCACGCUGCUCUGUUUCUCCAGCCUCUGCAUUUGCUAUUGCCACAGCAGCAGCUGGACACAGCAGCCCUCCAGUUUUUAAUAAUUCUGAGCGGACUUGUGACAAGGAGUUCAUUAUACGUCGGGCGGCUACCAACAGAGUUCUGAAUGUCCUGCGCCAUUGGGUCUCCAAACACUCACAGGACUUUGAAAUGAAUGGAGAGCUGAAGAUGGGUGUGAUCUGCUUGCUGGAAGAGGUGUUGAGAGACCCCGACCUUCUUCCCCAGGAGAGGAAAGCCACAGCAAACAUACUAAGUGCCCUUUCUCAAGAUGACCAGGACGAUGCACAAUUGAAGAUUGAAGACAUUCUACAGAUGGCUGAAUGCCCAAAGGCAGAGUGUUUCGAAUCUCUGUCAGCAAUGGAGCUAGCUGAACAAAUCACUCUUCUCGAUCACAUCGUCUUCAGGAGCAUUCCCUACGAGGAGUUCCUGGGCCAAGGAUGGAUGAAGACCGACAAGUCAGAGAGAACUCCAUACAUCAUGAAGACAAGUCAGCACUUCAAUGAUAUGAGUAAUCUCGUGGCCUCUCAGAUCAUGAGCCACACAGAUGUUGGCUCUAGAGCCAGCUCUAUUGAAAAAUGGGUAGCAGUGGCUGACAUUUGCCGUUGUCUCAACAAUUAUAAUGGUGUCUUGGAGAUCACAUCUGCCCUGAACCGGAGCGCCAUCUACAGGCUAAAGAAGACAUGGGCUAAAGUGUGCAAACAGACUAAAGCACUAAUGGACAAACUUCAAAAGACUGUGUCAUCUGAGGGAAGGUUUAAAAACCUGAGGGAAACUCUAAAAAACUGUAAUCCACCUUGUGUUCCCUAUCUGGGUAUGUACUUGACAGACCUCGCAUUUAUCGAAGAGGGAACCCCAAACUUCACAGAGGAAGGUCUGGUUAACUUCUCAAAGAUGAGAAUGAUAUCUCAUAUCAUACGAGAGAUCCGACAGUUCCAGCAAACUCCCUACAGAAUUGAGCACCAACCAAAGGUCACACAGUAUCUUCUGGAUAAGACCUUGAUUAUGGAUGAGGACACACUGUAUGACUUAUCUCUCAAGAUUGAACCCAGGCUUCCUGCAUGAACUACAACCUCAGUACCUGGCAGCUUCCAUCUAGAUGUGCUUCUCACUCUUUGGAUGUUUUGAAGGCAUGAAGCAUGCCUAGUGUUUUGAGAAAUUGGGAUGCGAAGGAUGGAGGGAACAUGUCCGUUUGAAAGUGUGGAAGGGUAGAGGGUUCAGAUUUGGAAGAGAGUAUUAAACAGUGCUCACCACCACAAUGUCACCUGAAGGGUGACUUUUAUCAUGAAGAUGAAGGAAAGAAGGAUGAAAACUGGCCACUGUCAGAGGUCAGGGGUCAUGAAUGAGUUUCAGGGUCUAGCAAAUGGAUUCAGUCUUAAGUGAGAAGAGAGUUGGUGAAGAUAUGUAGCAUGUACAGAAGUAGAGCUAUUAGCCAGUUUGUAUGUAGUGUACUGUGGCCCCCGGGCCUGUGGCCCCUGGCACAUCCCCUCAUUGGUAAUGGUAGUGACUUUGUGCAUGAACUAGACUGUGGGUUUGCUGUGCGCUUUGCCUCAACUUUACACUCCAUGUGCUUUCCCAUCUGCCAACAGCUGGCUGCAUAGAACCAAAAUGCCACAUGAUAAUUUCAAAAGAUACAUCAGUCUUCUAAGUAAUGGGAAUGUAUAGUAGCUUUCUAAAAUCCUUACCAGUUGUAGAUUAUAUUUAUAUUUCGUAAUUCCCCCUGAAGCUAUGUGGGCUCUUUGAAAAAUCAGUCGUUUAAUGUGCCUUCUCACAUUCACAGACACUUGUAAAUGAAAACUAAUGUUUCAGCAAUGCUUGAAAGUUAUGAUAUUAGCAAACGAUUGGCCUCUGUAGCAAACGAUAGAACAGAGAUAUUCAGACUAUUAAAACAAAUAAAUACUAGUAUAAAUUUGCAUUUUCUUCUCAAAUUCUAAAACAUCUUACUUGAAGAUAUACUCCACUUGCAGUAGAUUACAUCAUCCAUGCAUUAAAAAGUAAAUGUUGACUUGUUAUUGUGCAAUGCAAACCUGAUCUGAUUUUACAGUAAGUUGAGGCUUUACUGCCCCCUAGUGGAGAAAAAGCUCAUUAUUGUUAAAGGGUUAGUUCACCCAAAAAUGAAAAUUGUCAUUUAUUACUCACCCUCAUGUCGUUCCACACCCGUAAGACCUUCAUUCAUCCUCAGAAGACAAAUUAAGAUAUUUUUGAUA